AGAACUUUUCGCUCAUUAGCUGCUGAGGUGUCGUUCUUUCUUCAUCGUCUUCCAGCUCUCCUGGAAGCGAGGUAAGCUCCGAAUAAAAAUGGGCGAAUGGGAGCUCCUGGGCCGCCUGCUGGACAAGGUGCAGACUCACUCUACAGUCAUCGGAAAGGUCUGGCUGACGGUUCUGUUCGUCUUCCGCAUUCUGGUUCUGAGCAUUGGCGCCGAAAAGGUGUGGGGCGAUGAGCAGUCGGACUUCGUUUGUAACACCAAGCAGCCCGGCUGUGAGAACGUCUGCUACGACCUCGCUUUCCCCAUCUCUCACGUGCGCUUUUGGGCUAUCCAGAUUAUCGCCGUGGCCACGCCCACGCUGGUCUACCUCGGCUACGUCCUCCACAUCCUCCACGCUGAGAAGAAGAUGAAGGAGAAAAUGAAGAAGCAGGCCGGGCUGGACGACCAGGCCAUGUUGUUCCUGAGGCGGAGCUACAAAAUCCCCAAGUACACGAAGAGUAGCGGGAAAGUGAACAUCCGCGGCCGCCUUCUUCGUAGUUACGUCCUCCACCUGGUGGCCAAGAUAGCCCUGGAGGUUUUGUUCAUCGCGGGCCAGUACUUCCUGUACGGCUUGACCCUGGAUCCCCUCUACGUGUGCUCCCGCUGGCCGUGCCCCCACCAGGUGGACUGCUUCCUGUCACGGCCCACCGAGAAGUCGCUCAUCAUCUGGUUCAUGCUGGCGGCGGCGCUGGUGUCGCUGGCGCUCAGCGUGGUGGAGCUGCUCUACCUGUGCAUCAAGGCCUUCAAGGAGUGCGUGACCAGGAGGCGGGACUACACCGUCACGCCUGUCUCGCACAGGAAGGCGUACACGCUCAGGGAUGACGUAGUCCAGAAUCGUGCCAACCUGGAGCUGGAGGGGCGCAAGUUUGGGUUGAUGGGCGGAGUUAAUGACAUAUCUGGAAAAGUGUCACCUGGCAACAUGGUUUCGGGGGAGGUCCAUAUCUGAGUGUGUGUGUGUGUGUGUGUGUGUGUGUGUGUGUGUGUGUGUGUGUGUGUGUGUGUGUGUGUGUGUGUUCUUGUAUUCCUUCCCUUCUUGAGACAUCAACAAGGAAAAGUACCUUCCAUAUGAGGACCGGUGAACAAGUUAGAACAUAAGUCAUGGUCUCAAUACGGAAAGGCAUUGCAUCUAAUAGAGAAUGUCUCGUUUGCACCCCUGGUGGUGAAAUCUACCAAAAUUAGGGUGGUCCCAAAAAGGAGGGAUUUUUCAAAUUGACUCUGUGUCGGUUUUAAAAGUGCUCCCCCUCUGGCCAACAUAUGUAAUAACAAGUGUGUGUAAGAAAUUGAAAUGCGCCCUCUUUGGCCAAAAUUAAUUAAAAAUAAAUAUAUAUGUAUAUAGGGACAUACUGUAAUAACAUGAUGUAAAAAAUCAAUUACAAACAACAGAAACAAAACUAAAACCGUACCUUUUUUAUAUUUACAUAGUAUGUAUGUAUUAUUAAUGUUGUAAAUACAAAUCUUUAUACAUCUAGAAACGGUGGUCCUAAAGAGGUAGGCAUUUUUCGGAGGUCUCAAGAAGGUACCAAAUACAAGAAUGUGUGGGUGUGCGCUUGUGAAGGUGAGAGCUAAUUUUUUUUGUAGCUGAAUUUAAGCAUCUUUUAUCAAAAAAGUUUCAUAUUCAAUCUUCUUGUUUGACCUUUUACCUACUACAGUAUUAUAUAUUAUCACUGUCCUAUGAAAAAGGCCCGAGUCUUUAAUUUUGGGGAAAGUAAGAUACUAUUUUGACUUUGUUCGGGGGCUAAAAUACAAUUUUAAAAAAACACCUCAAUAUAACUGGAGUGCUGCUUUUAAAGAUGUUACAGAAAGUUUGAAUAAGGCAAAAAAAGAAAAUGGAGGAAGUCCAAAAAGUAAGUAAAAGUAUCAUAACAAAUGUUUUAUCAUGAAAGAUGAUUUAGUUCAGUCCAGUUCAAUGGACAAAUAUAUCACUAUUGUGUUUUUUUGUUGGUUUCUUUGCUUUUUAUGCUCUGCCUCCCUUGACCGCAUGUCGGUCACUUUUUGAUUGACACUGUCAGACAGCAGUCAUGUAACAGUAUGUUUAUUGUUGUGCAUCAUUUAUUGUAGCAUGUAUAUGACUGAUAUACAGUCAUAUACAGCAUCAGUUUGAGGCAGUCCUGUGCAAAAUUCACAAGUGAAUUCAGAAUGUCUUCCAAAAUCAUGUUCAAUUUCAUGAAUUUUCAACUGAGUUUGCAAACAGGAAGUAGAAUUGCAAAAUACAUUCUAAAUGAAGGAAGUGAAAAUUCCAGCAGAUCAUUUUAGUGUACAAUAUAUGUGAUUGUUUUACAUAUGUCAUGGAAAUAUUAUUAGAAUGAACAGCGUGUGUUAUACAGUAAGCUCAGGUUUUAGGUGUAAAAGUUGGAAGGUUUUUCUAUAGCUUACAUUCCAAUUAAAGCCAUUAUUUUGUCUAUCGACAAUUAAGAAUAAAAGCAUCUUCUAUA
Messenger RNA from Nerophis lumbriciformis (worm pipefish), 2468 nucleotides. RefSeq names its product gap junction protein, alpha 11 (gene gja11). NCBI's taxonomy places the organism in Eukaryota, Metazoa, Chordata, Actinopteri, Syngnathiformes, Syngnathidae. Gene Ontology annotation, molecular function: gap junction channel activity. The record is from RefSeq and is a predicted model, not a curated record. Gene Ontology annotation, biological process: cell-cell signaling. Gene Ontology annotation, cellular component: connexin complex.